AUGUCAUUAUUUACAAGGCUAUACCAGCCUCAGUCAAGAAGAAUGCUUUCUUCCAUAUCUUCUUUCUCUGCUCUGUCUGUAUUGCGUCCGCAAACUAACGUGCUUUUGAACGGUUCAUCAUUGAAGACCAUGCCCUUUACUCCAUUUGGAUUUGGCUUCAUCGGCCAGAGAAGAUGGAAGUCGAGGGGUAAUACCUAUCAACCCAGUACACUGAAACGGAAACGAACUUUUGGUUUCUUGGCCAGGGUUAAGAGCAAACAGGGCUCUAAAAUAUUGAAAAGGAGGAAGCUCAAGGGGAGGUGGUUUUUGUCUCAUUAA
Molecule: messenger RNA, 318 nt
Organism: Saccharomyces paradoxus
Lineage: Eukaryota; Fungi; Ascomycota; Saccharomycetes; Saccharomycetales; Saccharomycetaceae
Gene: MRX14
Product: mitochondrial 54S ribosomal protein bL34m
Exons: 1
Coding region: 1-318 (105 amino acids)
Biological process (GO): translation
Cellular component (GO): ribosome; mitochondrial large ribosomal subunit
Molecular function (GO): structural constituent of ribosome
Source: RefSeq, a predicted model, not a curated record